GCGAUGAGCGUUGUUGCAAAACGUCUUGAUUUAUUUUAAAGAUCUAUUUUCAUCCCAUUGCUAGUCGCUGUGUUGCAAAUUUCAUUUUCCGUUUUAUUGUGGCGAGUACUCCGGUCGGGAAGGUGACCAUGGCUUUUUCGCUGAACGACGAGAGUGGCACGGGGCAGGAUUGCUGGGAUGUGCCCCGCUCUACAGAAACACCAGCCUUGUCCACCUGCAGUAAUGCUGACAUCUUCCGCAGAAUAAACGCAAUGUUAGACAACUCUUUGGACUUCUCAGGAGUCUGCACAACUCCUAUCACCAAGGGUCGCAGGGAGAAUGUGGGAGAUUUGAAUAAAACUGAUCCAGGAGCUAGCAGCAGGAUGUUGUUUCCUACAUCAGUACAGGAUUCAUCACGAGGCCUCCCAGGCACAAUGGACCUGUGUUUGGGCCUCCAAUCCCUGAAUCUCACUGGGUGGGACCGACCCUGGAGCACCCAGGACUCUGAUACUGCAGUACCUACCAGUUCAUCAGUUUUAAGCUUGCUCACUAAUCCACUGAGUACUCAGCUGCCUAGAACAUCAGUUGGGUUCCCAUCACCGGAUCCAAUAGGCACAAGUUAUGCUGACCAAUUUGCAUCAUCUUUGCCAAAGCGAUUGGAUAGUCGUUCCAUGUUGGAUUCACGUUCAAGCAGCCCUUCGGACUCGGACACAAGUGGCAUCAGCUCUGGUUCAGAUCCCCUUUCAGAGUUAAUGUCGAGCCUUCGAAUUUCUCCUCCAAUUUCCUUCCUGCCAAUGGGUGGAGCAAAUAGGGAUUCAAUGAAACGGGUUGGUAUGAGCCCUCGACUGGAUCAAGAUCAAGUUUCGGGUACGAAUCCAAUGAGCCCUAACCCCUUCAAAAGGUGGUCAGCAAAUUCUGGUUGGGCAAAUUGGGAUCUUUUGGAGAGUCCAGAAGAUCCUUUCAGCAUUGAAAAAGAGGCUAGACUGCAUAGACAAGCUGCAGCAAUGAGUGAAGCCACAUUUACAUGGAGGGGCCAGCUGCCACCCCGGAAUUAUAAGAACCCGAUCUAUUCCUGCAAAGUGUUCUUGGGUGGUGUGCCCUGGGACAUAACUGAAGUGGGACUGAUAAAUACUUUCAGAGUAUUUGGUUCACUGAGUGUGGAAUGGCCGGGUAAGGAUGGCAAGCACCCUCGAUGCCCCCCCAAAGGUAAUAUGCCAAAAGGUUAUGUCUACUUGGUUUUUGAAUCUGAGAAGUCUGUGCGUGCGUUACUGCAAUCUUGCACUCAUGAUCUUAUGAGUAAUGAUGGUGCAAGUGAAUAUUAUUUCAAGAUGUCAAGUCGCAGGAUGCGCUGCAAAGAGGUGCAGGUCAUACCUUGGGUCCUUUCUGACAGCAAUUUUGUUCACAGCCCAUCCCAGCGCCUGGAUCCCAGUAAAACUGUUUUUGUUGGAGCAUUGCAUGGAAUGUUGAAUGCAGAGGCCCUGGCAGCAAUCAUGAAUGACUUAUUUGGUGGAGUGGUAUAUGCUGGUAUUGAUACGGACAAGCACAAGUAUCCAAUUGGUUCUGGUCGAGUCACCUUUAAUAACCAACGCAGUUACUUGAAUGCAGUUGGAGCUGCCUUUGUAGAGAUAAAGACUCCAAAGUUCACAAAGAAGGUGCAGAUUGAUCCAUACCUAGAGGACUCCAUGUGCCAAGCAUGCAGUACUCAACCAGGACCGUUCUUUUGCAGAGAUCCAGUUUGCUUCAGAUAUUUCUGUCGUUCAUGCUGGCAGUGGCAGCACUCCCUAGAGGUUCUCCGCCAUCACCGUCCGUUGAUGCGCAAUCAGAAGAACCGUGAUUCCAGCUAAAAUCGCAGAAAGUGUGUGAUUUGAGUUGAGUGAGCUGGUAUUGGCUCAGACUGGGAACAGCAAUUAUGGACUGAAGUUCACUCCUGCACUUGCUAUUUGCUGUUUAAUAUUCACAAUCGCACUCUGCACAGUGAAUUCCAUGGGGUUUUGGGGCCCACCAAAGCAGUUCCCAGACAAAAGUUCUGCACAGAGGUGAUAGCCAGGUCUUGAAGGUGUUGAAGCAAAUGGCUUCACAUUUAGAUUUUUAGGCUUUUUUACAUUCCUUGCAUUUUGACAAUGUUGCAAGUUCAUUAUCUUUCCACUAGCGGUUGCCAUACAGUGCCUUUAAAUUUUUUU
Messenger RNA from Mobula hypostoma (lesser devil ray), 2159 nucleotides. It is a transcript of the gene cpeb1a, whose product is annotated as cytoplasmic polyadenylation element binding protein 1a. The coding region runs from base 129 to 1823 and encodes 564 amino acids. Gene Ontology annotation, biological process: negative regulation of cytoplasmic translation. Lineage: Eukaryota; Metazoa; Chordata; Chondrichthyes; Myliobatiformes; Myliobatidae. Gene Ontology annotation, molecular function: mRNA regulatory element binding translation repressor activity; ribosome binding; translation factor activity, RNA binding. The transcript has 12 exons. The record is from RefSeq and is a predicted model, not a curated record. Gene Ontology annotation, cellular component: synapse; cytoplasm; neuron projection.